This is a messenger RNA of Thecamonas trahens ATCC 50062, 1575 nucleotides long. Its product is annotated as adaptor complexes medium subunit family protein. The transcript is spliced from 2 exons. The coding region runs from base 61 to 1530 and encodes 489 amino acids. Lineage: Eukaryota; Apusomonadida; Apusomonadidae. The record is from RefSeq and is a predicted model, not a curated record. Gene Ontology annotation, biological process: protein targeting; Golgi to lysosome transport. Gene Ontology annotation, cellular component: cytoplasmic vesicle; clathrin adaptor complex; trans-Golgi network.
UUGUCUCCAGCGAGUUCUUGUUCCUGGGGAAGAGGGCCAAGAGAAAGAAGGGGGGGCAAUAUGGCGGCCUUCUCACAGUUCUUUGUUCUCUCGGGUCGAGGGGAUACCAUCGUCUCCAAGGACUACCGAGGAGAUGUCGUCAAGGGCACGCCGGACAUCUUCUGGCGGAAGGUGCAGGCAAGCAGGGCGAGCAGAGGUGGAGGCGCUGGGCCGUCGUCGGGAGUGGGACUUGCAGCCCUUCCACCGGCGUUUCAUAUCAAUGGACUCAACUUUAUCCAUGUGGCGCGCAAAGGUCUGUAUCUGGUCUUCACCACCAAGUUCAACGUCUCGCCAGUCUUCGCUGUCGAGCUGCUCGAUCGGUUUGCCGCCGUGUUCAAGGACUACACCGGUGAGCUCUCGGAAGACAAGCUGCGGAAGAACUUUGUGCUUGUUUACGAGAUCCUCGAUGAGAUUUUGGACUACGGCUGGGUCCAGUCGACGUCGUCAGACCAUCUGCGCGCGCACAUCGUCAACGUGCCCGAGGCAGCAUUUGGCGCUGGCGAGGGCAGCAGCGGUGGCACGAGUGCGAGCACGAGCGGCAAGGGCAAGGGCGGGAUCAAAGCUGCACUCGCCAAGUUUCGUGACCGGGCGGCUGCGGCCGCGAUCAAGCACGGGGUGGCUGAGCCGACCAGCACCGCGGGAGUGGCGCGGACGGCAUCGUCGGCAGCGGCGCAAAAGCCGAUCACCCUCGAGCACCGGCGGACCGGCGGCGACGAGGUCUUUGUUGACCUGCUCGAGCGACUCAUUGUGGUGUUUGGCAAGGACGGCUCCAUUGUGCGGUCUCAGAUCGACGGCUCCAUCCAGGUCAAGGCCUUUGUCAACGGCAACCCACAUCUGGUCCUCGCGCUCAACGAGGAUCUAAGCGUCGGUGGCGCCGGCGACGGCUACGGCAUCGUUGUCGACGACAUCUCCUUCCACGAGGGCGUCAAUCUCGACGACUUUGACGCCCGCCGCCUCGUCGCCUUUCCGCUCGAGUCAGGCGAGUCGACGCUCAUGUCGUACCGCCUCAAGUCCGAGUUCCGCACCCCGUUCCGAGUCUUUGUCUUUCUGGAGGAGGUUUCGGCCUCGGCAUUUGACGUCGUCCUCCGCAUCCGGGCCGACUUUCCCAACACCACCUUUGGCAAGGGUGUCCGCGUCUCGCUCCCGCUGCCAGGCUCUACUUACAACGCCACCCUUGAUCUGCCUGCCGGCGUCGGCGGCCAGUCGUACGCGUAUGCCAAGGAGAGCAAGACCAUGACUUGGCUCAUCGAAAAUUUCCGCGGUGGUGCCGAGCACCAUGCCCGGGUCCGCGUCCAUCUCGACGGCCCCGAGGAGUACGCCGUCUGGUCGCAGAGCGUCGGCCCGGCCUCGCUCGCUUUUGAGAUCCCCAUGCACUCGCUCUCGGGCCUCGCCAUCCGCUCGCUGCGCAUCAUCGACGCCAACCCCAACUACAAGCCCGCCCGCUGGGUCCGCUACAUCUCACACUCGAACUCGUACGUGUGCAGAGUGUGAGCCAAGCGGUGGAUGUGCGUGUGUGUUAAAGGAAGUGCAGCGAGA